Messenger RNA from Chelonia mydas (Green sea turtle), 1592 nucleotides. RefSeq names its product DnaJ heat shock protein family (Hsp40) member C8 (gene DNAJC8). The coding region runs from base 238 to 957 and encodes 239 amino acids. The transcript is spliced from 9 exons. Lineage: Eukaryota; Metazoa; Chordata; Testudines; Cheloniidae. Gene Ontology annotation, cellular component: nucleus. The record is from RefSeq and is a predicted model, not a curated record.
UUUCCUGGCCUGAGAAAUGUUUCUUUCUAAAGUGGACUGCGUCCUUGUGCUACAUCCCGCGGGCCCCCCACCCCACCCGAUGGUGACUGACAAGUUACCUAUGGCAGAGUAACAUGAUACUGUAUUAGGCAUUUAUUAGAUUCCAGGGUAUGCCGGUCACUGUCACAAAGUAGGAGAUAAACCGGAAGGAUGCGUGUUACAGGGCAGCAGAGUGAAGAGUGUAAAUCAUGAGGACAGAUGCAGGGUGCUGAGUCUCUGUUCGGAGCGAGCAAGGUGAAGCAGAUCGAAAAACGUGACUCUGUUUUAACGCCAAAAAACCAGAUUGAGAGACUGACCCGACCUGGAUCUUCCUAUUUCAACCUGAAUCCAUUUGAAGUACUACAGAUGGAUCCUGAUGUCACAGAUGAAGAAAUAAAGAAGAGGUUCCGGCAGUUAUCCAUAUUGGUGCAUCCUGACAAAAAUCAAGAUGAUGCUGAAAGAGCCCAGAAGGCCUUUGAAGCUGUGGACAAAGCAUACAAGUUGCUGCUGGACCAGGAGCAAAAGAAGAGGGCCUUGGAUGUGAUACAGGCAGGGAAAGAAUAUGUGGAACAUACUGUGAAAGAAAAAAAGAAGUCAUUAAAGAAGGAAGGAAAGCCAACCAACGUAGAGGAGGAUGAUCCGGAAUUAUUCAAACAGGCCGUGUACAAACAGACAAUGAAGCUCUUUGCUGAACUGGAAAUUAAAAGGAAAGAGAGAGAAGCUAAAGAGAUGCAUGAAAGGAAGCGACAGAGAGAGGAGGAAAUUGAGGCUCAAGAGAAAGCCAAGCGAGAGCGAGAAUGGCAGAAGAACUUUGAGGAGAGUCGGGAUGGCCGUGUGGACAGCUGGAGAAACUUCCAGGCAAAUACAAAAGGGAAGAAAGAAAAGAAAAACAGGACCUUCCUGAGACCCCCCAAAGUAAAAAUGGAGCAGCGCGAAUGAGUCCAGCAGCAGCUAUGCACGAGCAAGUCUCCUCAGCCCCUCCCUGCUUUUAAGGACUUAUUGGCCUCUAGAAUAAUACUUGCUUUUUAGUAGAUUGCUUGGUUCCAGUACAACUGAAUGUUGGUCAAAGUAUUUUUUGUACUCUGUACAUUUGAAUUAGGAUCGUGGUAUAAAAUCAGUCAUGAACCAGCUGCUCGUAGAAUAACUGGCUUAGGAGGGUCCCGCUGUUGUUACUGUCCUGUUUGUUUGCAGCCCUGUAAUUUAAUGUUUUGUACUUCAGAGAUUGUGUUGUUCCACCACCUUCAUGUAUAGUUUUGUGAGAGUCAAAUUAAACAAGAUGCUUGAAAUGGUGCCCGGCACCUUCCCGGGCCUCGUCCUUCUCAGCAAGUCAAACUUCGGAAAGAUCUCUACCAGCCAGGGGUCAUUUGCCAGCCCGACACGGAGUUGUGCAGUUAAGUCUUCUGCAGUUCCCCACCAAAGUGCGUGGUGCUGAAAGCCACCCCCUGUGUCUGAUUCCUAAACUGCAAUCUCCUGGCUCUCCAGUUCAGAGCUCUGGGAAUCUCAGACUUGCUAGUCACCUUCUGUAAAGAAAAAACUCUCUGUUCUGUAUGUAAAAUAAAUUUUUACCCAGGUUA